This is a messenger RNA of Salvelinus fontinalis (brook trout), 3469 nucleotides long. RefSeq names its product titin. Gene Ontology annotation, biological process: cell surface receptor signaling pathway. The record is from RefSeq and is a predicted model, not a curated record. The coding region runs from base 366 to 2561 and encodes 731 amino acids. The transcript has 13 exons. Gene Ontology annotation, molecular function: transmembrane signaling receptor activity. NCBI's taxonomy places the organism in Eukaryota, Metazoa, Chordata, Actinopteri, Salmoniformes, Salmonidae.
GUGUGUGUGUGUGUGUGUCUGGUGUGUGUGUGUGUCUGGAGUGUGUGUGUCUGGAGUGUGUGUGCCUGGUGUUUGUGUGUCUGGUGUUUGUGUGUGUCUGGAGUGUGUGUAUGGUGUGUGUGUAGUGGGGCGUGUAGGUUACUAGGUCCUAACCUUUUUCUGUUAUUUUUAUCGGUCCCCACAUCCUGCUCUCUCUCGCUCUAUCUCUCUGUCUCCACCCUUCAUUCACUCUCACCACCCUCCAUAGCCACUUUAACUGCAGUACACACACACACACACAACAACAAAAGUCCAUAUCUGCUUCUUCAGUCAAAAACAAACGUCCAGUCAAAUUGGGUUUUGUGGAGAAGGAGGAAGGAGAGAAGAUGACUACUCUCAGAACAACAGUAGUCGUUUUACUGGGUUUCUACACCUUCUGCCAGGAGACAAGAACCUCAGUCCUAGGAGCCUCAGUCCCAGGAACCUCAGUCCCAGGAACCUCAGUCCCAGGAGCCUCAGUCCCAGGAACCUCAGUCCCAGGAACCUCAGUCCCAGGAGCCUCAGUCCCAGGAACCUCAGUCCCAGGAACCUCAGUCCCAGGAGCCUCAGUCCCAGGAACCUCAGUCCCAAGAGCCUCAGUCCCAGGAACCUCAGUCCCAGGAGCCUCAGUCCCAGGAACCCCAGUCCCAGGAGCCUCAGUUCCAGGAACCCCAGUCCCAGGAACCCCAGUCCCAGGAACCUCAGUCCCAGGAGCCUCAGUCCCAGGAACCUCAGUCCCAGGAACCUCAGUCCCAGGAGCCUCAGUCCCAAGAGCCUCAGUCCCAGGAACCUCAGUCCCAGGAACCUCAGUCCCAGGAACCCCAGUCCCAGGAGCCCCAGUCCCAGGAGCCCCAGUCCCAGGAGCCUCAGUCCCAGGAGCCUCAGUCCCAGGCGCUUCAGUCCCAGGAGCCUCAGUCCCAGGAGCCUCAGUCCCAGGAGCCUCAGUCCCAGGAGCCUCAGUCCCAGGAGCCUCAGUCCCAGGAGGCUCAGUCUCAGGAGCCUCAGUCCUAGGCAAACCGUUGCUGUACGGCCCCUCAACAGCCCUAGAGAAGAGUGUAGAAGAAUUCCAGUGUGAAGUGCUGCAUUACCCUAAAGAAGAGUCCAUCCUCUACCAGCUAUUCAGGGAAGGUGACCGGUCCAAGACCUUAGGCUUCUACAGUGCUCUGUCUGGUGAGAUGGCCAAUUUCCCUCUGUUCAUCACUGCUUCCUACGAGGGCCACAUGGUGUGUGUAGCCAGCGUCCAGAACAACACAGUAAUACAACCCACAGUCAGUCAAAGACACCACCUCAGAGUAGUCGUCCCAGUCAACGGUGCAGAGGUUGUAGUCCAAUCAGGGUCCUUGGAGUUCUACGAAGGGAAGCCACUGUCCCUACGUUGUAACAUCACCAAAGGGAACCACGUCUCCUACCAGUGGCUGGUGGAUGGGAAGCCCCUCCCCCUGUCUCCUUUACACAAUCAGACACAGGAACAACUCUUCAUCUACAGGAUGAUGCUCGAGGACAGCGGGGAGUACACCUGUGUUGCUACCAACCAACUCAACUUGACCGAGGUCUACUCCUCCAGGAGCACUGCCAAGGUCAUCAAGGUCAAAGAGCUCGUGUCUGAACCGGACCUCCACAUCCUGGUACUGAAGGAAACAGACGGGACCUACAUUGCCCUCGUCACGUGUCAAUCACUCAAUGGGACCCCGCCCAUCACCUUCUCCCUCUACAGCAGGUCAGAGUUCAUCAGCACGGAGACGGUUGACGAGCGAUUCGCCACGUUCUCUAUUCCAGUGGUUCUAGAUCUCCACAUGGGCUUUCUACAGUGUCAGGCGGAGAACGGAGACCGGGUGAUGUACGGUCAGUGGAAGGCCAUGCACAUUGUUCCAGUAGGUGGAGCUGUGACGAUGCACUAUGACACCGACGUGGGAGAAAACUUCUCCAUUGUGGGCCUGACGUUCUACUGUUCCGUGGAGAGGGGAACCUUUCCCCAGUACCGCUGGUUCCUCAACGGAACUGUUCUAGAAGGCCGUGGAGACUUCUACUGGGUGCAGAACCAGCCGGGGCAAUCUAUUUUGUUGUUAUCUGUGGGGAGGAGCAGUGCCGGAACGUACCAUUGUGAUGUGUCCGACAGCUUUGAUGGCACUACGGUGAUCAGCAGUGAGGAGAGGUACAUCGAUAAAGAAGUGUUGAACCACCUCCCUACCGUGGUGGUGGCUGUUGUGUUCGGCUGUUUCCUCUUCCUGGUUACCUUGGUGACCACAUGUUGUUUCAUUGGUCUGCUGUACGGGAAAAGACAGUAUCUUGUUGAAACAUCUACGCUGGAUCUCAAGUUGGGUCUGGAGAUGCACAACAUAAUGGUGUCUGAUGAUGAUGAAGAGUUCCUGUGUCGCCCGUGCAUUAUGGAUGAAGAGGAAUACAUGGAGGAUGAGGGAGUAGUAAGAGCAGCCAGAAUCGUUGACUCAGAGCAGGGGGAAGUAGAAUCGACAGACGAGUGGCUGUGGCUACAACAGGAACUGAAGAAGACCUUGGAGGAUGAAAUUCCAGAAAAUAGCUUUUAAAUUCCACAACCAUCUGAAAAGAAGCGAUUCCUACACAUUCCAUCACAAAGCCCUCACCUACAGAGAGAUGAACCUAGAGAAGUCCCCUCAGCCAGCUGAUUCUGGGGCUCUGUUCACAAACACAAACAGACCCCACAGAGUCCCAGGACAGCAACACAAUUAGACUCAACCAAGUUAUGAGGAAGCAAAAAGUUAACUGGAAGUAAUCACCCCAAAAAACAGAGCAAAUUAAAAUGCUAUCUGGCUCUAAACAGAGAGUACACAAUGGCAGAAUACCUGACCACUGUGACUGACCCAAAAUUAUGUACACUCAGUGAGCAUAGCCUUGCUAUUGAGAAAGGCCGCCGUAGGCAGACAUGUCUCUCAAGAGAAGACAGGCUAUGUGCACACUGCCCACAAAAUGAGGUGGAAACUGAGCUGCACUUCCUAACCUCCUGCCAAAUGUAUGACCAUAUUAGAGACACGUAUUUCCCUCAGAUUACACAGACCCACAAAGGAUUUGAAAAUAAAUUAAACAUUGAUAAACUCCUAUAUCUUCUAGGCGAAAUACCAGUGUGUAAUCCCAGCAGCAAGAUUCGUGGCCCGUUGCCAUGAGAAAAGCGCAGCCAGUGGAGCACAAACAACACUGUAAAUACUACCUAUACUUGUGUUCAUUUAUCUUCCCCUACUAUUCGUACUACAACUAUUUGCACGUUGCUAAAACAUUGUACGUAGCUAAUAAUAAUAAUAAUAAUAUAACACUUGAAAAGUAUUUUUCAAACCUUUGUGACUGCAAUGUUUACUGUUCAUUUCUAAUAGUUUUUUGUUAAUAUUGUUUUGUCUUCUCGCUUUUGUUUGUUGUUUAUAUCACUUGCUUUGGCAAUAUAAACACAUGUAUUCCAUGCAAAUAAAACCCAUUUGAAUUGAAA